CAGCGAACGAAAGCACAUACGACUAUAAGCUUCAGGAUUCAGUUAAAGAUGUGCAUCAAUUGGCAUCCAAUAUUUAUUUUUGCUUGUUUAAGUCAGUUGGGCGCAGCCCAAGAACCUUUAAUUUUCGAAACAUCUCGUAGCCCAUGGAACAAUGCCGCCGCAACGACGUCAAUACCAAUUUCGCCCACCAGCGCAAACUUAGUUUUGGUUAACAAUGUAAGAAUACCAGGAGGUCUUACACCAUUUGUACCAGCACCGGCCCCAACCAAGGAAUUUCUGAACUGCUUUGGUAACUGUCCCACCACAUCGCAAUACAAUCCCAUUUGCGGCAGCAAUAUGCAGCUUUAUAUGAACGAGGAAAAAUUUAAUUGUGCUCGUUUCUGUGGAGCUGACAUUCAAAUAGUUCGAAGAGGUUCUUGUGAGGGUCUUUUUGCGAUGACGCGAGGUUGAUAUGCAACAACCAGCUAUUUAAUGUAAUAGAUUAAUAUACUCCAACUAAGAUAUUUUCAGUUUAAAUAUUAUUAUGGCACAGAGAUAAGACGCCACGCAGUACAUAACAACGCAAAAUAAUAUAAAUAAAAUAAAUACAUACUAAUGCAAAAC
Drosophila melanogaster (fruit fly) is the source of this 603-nucleotide messenger RNA. RefSeq lists its product as uncharacterized. The transcript is spliced from 2 exons. NCBI's taxonomy places the organism in Eukaryota, Metazoa, Arthropoda, Insecta, Diptera, Drosophilidae. The coding region runs from base 49 to 450 and encodes 133 amino acids. Gene Ontology annotation, molecular function: serine-type endopeptidase inhibitor activity. The record is from RefSeq and is marked reviewed.